Sphenostylis stenocarpa is the source of this 198-nucleotide messenger RNA. NCBI's taxonomy places the organism in Eukaryota, Viridiplantae, Streptophyta, Magnoliopsida, Fabales, Fabaceae. The record is from the annotation of a GenBank genome assembly.
AUGUGGGCAGCAUGGCGCAUACUUCUGGAAUUUGAGGCCCGUCACUUGUUUGGGUUGCUGAAACAUGAGGAAGGGAAGAAUAAAUAUUGUCUAGAAGCAAAGAUAUACAUUUCUGUUCUAGUUCGGAUUGAGAAUACCUAUUUUCGACCCAAAGGCAUGCUCCAUCUAGAUUCCAGCAAAUAUAGUCGGGUUAGGUAA